Molecule: messenger RNA, 660 nt
Organism: Fusarium tjaetaba
Lineage: Eukaryota; Fungi; Ascomycota; Sordariomycetes; Hypocreales; Nectriaceae
Product: cytidine and deoxycytidylate deaminase zinc-binding region
Exons: 1
Coding region: 1-660 (219 amino acids)
Molecular function (GO): catalytic activity
Source: RefSeq, a predicted model, not a curated record
AUGGCGGCCAAAACACCUCAAGAGAUUCUUGAGGCACUCCUCCAAACAGUCGAGCGCGACAUUGUUCCCUUGACGAGCGAUGGCGUUCGCUCAGGCAGCAAAGUCUUCGGCGCAGCAAUCCUCUCAUCUCAAGACCUCAAACCUCUAACCGUCUCAACGAACAACGAGCGCGCCUCACCUCUUCUUCACGGCGAGAUAAACUGCAUCCAGGCAUUCUACACGCAAACAUAUCCCGAUUCCAAAUCUCGACCGAAUCCCCGCGAAGACUGUGUCUUUUUCGCAACACACGAGCCUUGCAGUCUAUGCUUGAGCGGAAUCACAUGGUCUGGCUUCAAAGAGCUGUAUUAUCUGUUUACAUAUGAGGAUAGCCGUGAUCAGUUCGCUAUUCCGUAUGAUAUUGAGAUUUUGGAAGAGGUUUUUCGGGUGAGGGCUGAGGGGGAGAGUGAUGAGGCUGUUGGGAGGAGGGCGUUGUAUAACAAGAAGAAUAAGUUCUUUACUGCGAAGAGUGUGAAGGAUCUUGUUGAUGAGAUUGAGGAUGGGGAUGAGAGGAAGAGGUGGAGUGAUGAGGUUGAUAGAGUGAAGGCGUUGUAUUCGGCGUUGAGCGAUGAGUAUCAGAAGAAUAAGCAGAGCGGUAUAGAGACUUCGAGUACUUGGAAGUAG